Plasmodium reichenowi is the source of this 1917-nucleotide messenger RNA. RefSeq names its product pescadillo-like protein. The transcript has a single exon. The coding region runs from base 1 to 1917 and encodes 638 amino acids. Gene Ontology annotation, cellular component: PeBoW complex; nucleolus. Gene Ontology annotation, molecular function: RNA binding. Gene Ontology annotation, biological process: maturation of LSU-rRNA from tricistronic rRNA transcript (SSU-rRNA, 5.8S rRNA, LSU-rRNA); ribosome biogenesis. Lineage: Eukaryota; Apicomplexa; Aconoidasida; Haemosporida; Plasmodiidae. The record is from RefSeq and is a predicted model, not a curated record.
AUGCAUAUACACAAACUGAAGAAGAAAAUUAAAAAGAAGAAGGAAGGGAAGUACCUGACAAAAAAACACAUCCUAAAGAAAUUAUUUUUGAAUGAAGAAGAAUUUCGUAAGCUUUGUAUUUUUAAAGGAAUAUAUCCAAAGGAUUUUAAAGAAAUUCCUUUGAAAUAUCGAAAAAAAUUUUAUAAACAUAAAGUGUUUUAUACUAGAAAUGAUUUUUUAAAAUUAUCACAUGAAAAAAUAAUUAAUGAUUUUAGAAAAAUAAAAAUAUAUUUAAAAAAAUAUAAAAAAUGUAAAUUAACUUUAGAAGAUUUUACUCGUUCUAAAAAUAUUAUAGCAAACUUCCCUGUAUAUAAAUUAGAACAUAUAAUAAAAGAACGAUAUCCUAUAUUGUCCUAUGCUGUGGAUCAUUUAGAUGAUGCCUUAAGUUGUAUUAUUGCUUACUCUCAAUUACCCUCCAAUCAUAAAUAUGGUAUUAAAAAUAAUAUGGUUAAAACAUGUGAAAUGUUGAAAGACCAUUUUCAUUAUUAUGUAUAUAAGACGAAUAAAAUUAAAAAAGCCUUUAUAAGUGUUAAAGGAUAUUAUUUACAAGCAGAAAUUUUAAAGAAAAAAGUCACAUGGAUUAUACCACAUAUAUUCACACCUUAUAUAGAUACAUCAAUUGAUUUUAAAUUAAUAUCCGAUUUUAUUGAAUAUUACAUAGCCCUCUUGAAAUUUGUAUUAUUCAAAUUAUAUAAGCUUGAUAAUAUGUUAUAUCCUCCAAAACAAGAUAAUGACUUGAAAAAUGAAAAACUCGCUCACCUCUCUUAUGACAAAGAUUAUAGUACAAACGAGAAUAAUAUAGAUAUCGAGUUGAAAGAAGAACUAGAAAGCAAAUGUAAUGUAAAUACAAAUGAAGAUCUUACCACAUGUCAGGAAAAAACAGAAGAAAAAAAUCACAAAUAUGAUAACAACCCACAUGGACAUACAACUAAUAUAGAUAAUAACAAUUUUAGUAAUAUCGAUCUGCAAGAUAAUUCUGGUUUAAAUAAAAAUGAAGAAAAAAAUUUAACAAAUAAUAAUAUAAUUCAUAAAAACAAUGAAGCUGAUAAUGGACGACAUGUUCAUCGAGACGAUCAUAUUGAUAUAGAUGAACAUAAUAAAUUAAAAGAAUUAUUUAAAAACCACAUCUUUUAUAUUCACAAUGAUAUGCCUUUUGAUGUACUCUCGAUUAUUAUCUUAUCAUGUGGAGGCAAAAUAUCGUGGAAUUCAAAGAUAUCCCCAAUACAGUAUGAUGAUAAUAAUAUUACUCAUGAAAUAUACGAAAAAGAUAAAAACAACACUAUUCGUUUGAAUAAUCCUGAAAAUGAAUAUAAAAGAAUUCACAUACAACCACAAUAUAUAUUUGAUUGUUUAAAUGAAAAAAAUAUAUUACCGUGUUCAGAUUAUUUAACAGAUGUGGAAAACUUACCUGUACACUUGUCACCAUUUAUUGAAGAUGAAAAUUUUAAAAAUCUAGUUAAGAAAGAAGAAUAUACCAUAAAUAAAAUCCUUAAUCAAAAAAUCAAAGAAGAACAAUAUAAAGAUUUAUCUAAAGAAAAUAAUAAUAUUUUUAAAACACCAAAUUAUAAAGAAGAAGAUGAUGAUGAUCGUGAAACAGCGAAUCUUAUAUUAAACAACAAAAGACAAGCAGCCUUAAAUAAUCAACUAGAAAGGGAAAAUGAACACUUUGAUCAAUUAAAACAAAAUGAUACUAUAUUGAACAAACAAACUGAGCAAACGCAAAAUUUAAAAAUACAAGAACAAGAAAUACAAAGACAUAAAAUCGUACUUAGCAAAAAGAAAAGGAAAUUAUUCGCCCGCAUAGAUAUGGCACAGAAGCGACAAAAGGCAACCAUAGACAAAUUUAUGAAGAAAAUAAAUAAAAAUAAAAGUAAAUAA